Molecule: messenger RNA, 2829 nt
Organism: Cyphellophora europaea CBS 101466
Lineage: Eukaryota; Fungi; Ascomycota; Eurotiomycetes; Chaetothyriales; Cyphellophoraceae
Exons: 1
Coding region: 1-2829 (942 amino acids)
Molecular function (GO): protein binding
Source: RefSeq, a predicted model, not a curated record
AUGACUCCCUCUCGGAGUCUUUUGAGCCUUCCGCUCGAGCUACUAUCCUACGUCUUUCUCCACCUGUCAACAGAGUCAUUCGUUCAGAUCAUCUGGACCUGCAAGCAGCUCUUCAACUUAGCAAGCCAGAGUCGCGAUGCCGUCCUUCUCCAUCUCAAUAACGUUCCUGGCAUCAAGCUUGGCUUGAGCACGCACAUGCUCACCACUCCCGAGCUAUUCCUGAUACUCCGCCAGCGAGCUUCUGCAAAUUUGUACGGUGCCGCUAUUCAUGCGGAUUGCAAAGACGUGCGACUGCGUACCGGCACUCUCGAUGCUUCAGCAUCAUGUCUUCGCAACGCCCAAGACUACUUCAACGUCUCGCUCGCUCUCAAGGAAAGUCUCAAGAUCCGUCACUGGAGUGUCAAUUGUCGGAUGCUUAAAGAGCAUAUACCUUCGCCAUACGCUGACGGUACUGGCAAGAUCCUCCAGGUCGUUCAAGGCAAGCAUACUGUCAGCGUCCUAUACAAGUGGAUACCCGACGAAACUCCAGACGAGAUUGCAUGUCAAGCGUCCCCGACCCUACGCCCGCAACCGAGUCAUCUAGGCACUCGUCGGAACACCAUUGGACGAGGCUCCGAUCACUCCUCAGUUCCAGUCACAGAGGAGACACUCAGCAAACAGAAGGGCAGUCGAUCUGGUGUUCAGUAUCAUCUUGUGCACUACAACGCUUACAACUCUGACAGGCCCGAGUUCUUCAUCAUUUUCCCACCGAGUCCGGACGGAGCCCGCCUCGACUGGAAGGAUUCAGAAAGCUUUGGCGAACAGGACCCUAUUCCAGCCCACUUAGCUGUUCACAGCCGCCUCAAAUGUGUCAUCAUUUGGGAUCUGCUUCCGCAGAACUCAAAGCCACCCUACCUCGAUCGACGGACCUCGGUCGUGAUCUCUUAUGUAGCAGACAACCUACCUGUCGCAACGGCAGGAGUCUACACCACCAAGAUCCUAUAUCCGCUCCGAAAACCGGCAAACAUCAACAUGAUGAACAUCGACGAUGACGAUGAUAACGGCGCUCAGGAUUCGCAAGUAUGGGAGGAAAAUCAUAAGUACCUCAAAUCAUGCCGCGCCCGAGCGAGUGCCUUCUCGGACAACGGAAAUCGGCUCAAGCUCUACUCAGCUGGUAGCCUGGCGCCGUACGCGGCCAUUCCCACCCCCAAUUCGUACAUGCCUCACAGAGAAGACCCUUCGCAAGACAGUAGUUGGCGUUUGCAUAACAGGUUCCUAACAGCUCGUGCAAUCUUUCGGGCGGACGCGCCUUUCUACGGCACUCACCGAUACGGCUCGUCAUCUAGUGAAGAUGAUGCCGUGCCUGAGUGCACUCUCAGCUACCUCUUCCUUGCGUGGCGGGCAUAUGAGACCGCGUCGCCCGCAUUGGAUCGGGAGAACGAGACGCUGUACAUCGCGCAGUCCAGCACCUCGGUCGACUCGGAUGACUGCGAGCACCAUAUCUCUCCAGACCUACCCAUCGCAGCCGGCGGAAAUUACACCAGACGCAUCGUUGCACGACUGUGCGGUCUCGCAGAACACUGGGCGCCUACCACCAUGACGGCACUAGACACGAUGUGCGUCAGCAAGAAAGGGACGCGGAUCGCCAUCGCCGUCUGGAACAAAAUUCUCGUCUAUGCACUAGAUCCAGCCAUCUUCGUCGAGCCGUGGGCGGGUGAAGUGACGCAUUCUGAAGAUGGCAGUGACAAUGGCCAUGGCAGCGAUGAUGAAAGCGUCUUCAGCACGCAUUCCGACUCCGAUAACAGCAACGCGCAGAGCAGCAUCGACGCGCCUCCGAUCAUCGAGAUUAUUGAUCCAUUUCGGCUGAAGAUCAGUAGCAAGGCGAUGAUCAAAGCCACUGAGUACUAUACACUGGUCGAUGAUCCAGACUUUGGGGAAAUUGUUGAGUUGUGGCCGGUAGUGCUAGAGUCGCCGGGUGGCGUGGUGGCGCGCAAGAUGAUGUGGGGUAACUCUACCAAAGACGAUGAAGCCGGAGAGGAUGGCUCGGAGGAGACUGACGAGGGAGAAGAGGAGGAUGAGGAGGAGGGGGAUAACAGAAGCAGCGAAAACAACGACACUGUGAGCGAAGCAUCAGUGCGGACAAGCAGACCAUCGAAGUCUUCUCCAGCGGCUUUGAAUGCCAAUGCAGCCACUGCAGGAGACAAUGGUGCAGCCACACACUCCGUCCCAGCCGAUGAUGUUGUGAGCGACCUCGACGACAUGCACCUGGCUUCCGCCACCGAAGACAACGAAGAUGACGAUGCGGACCUGCGUAUCUACCCCACCGACUUCCACCCAGAUCGCCGCAGGGAAGCACGCGAGCAGCUCGCGAAACUCGCUUCGUCACGCGAUGCCAGCGCCAAAGCACCCUCCAUGGCGAUCGCCAACAUCGGCGUCAACAUCAACAGUGAUGAUGAUGACGACAACGUAGAAGAUGUCCCACUCAAUGACCCUUCUCUUGCCGGUAACGGUAGCGUUGCAGCCUUCACAGCGGGAGCGGCCGAGCGCCCCUCCCUCUCGAGGAAUGAGAUACCAGCAGCUGCGAUAUCAAUGUCACCCGUCGCGGAUCGCAAUAACGACAACACCGCCGCCGCCACCGAGUCCGAUGCCGACUGGUCCUCAGGAAAGCCAUCUGAAUUUCCCCGGAGAAGCAGGAAUAAGGGCAAGCGGCCGCUGCGGCCGCGCAGGAAACGCAGGACGGAGGACGAGCUGGUCGUGCUGACGGAUCGCGGGCUGCAGGUUUGGGACCUGGGUGCGAGGGCGAAGGGGAGGAGGGGGAGGCGGUGGCUUUUGGAUGAACCCGGUGGGUAA